AUGCAGGAUGUUGAUCCCGCUGCAGACUCGGAUUAUGCCGAAGAUUCGCAGUCCGACUUGACUUCUCUCCGGAGUAGCAUCACCGACUAUUAUUUCGAGAACGGCCGUCGGUAUCAUGCCUUCCACGCGGGAGCCUACUGGGGUCCGAAUGAUGAAAAGGCCAUGGAUAGUAUGGAAAUCGGACACUUUUUAUACACCCUGAUGCUGGGCAACCGGCUGUAUCUCGCGCCUAUCAAAGAAGGCCUGGGCGCCGUGCUCGACGUCGGGACUGGAACAGGGAUAUGGGCGAUAGACUUCGCAGACAUGCACCCGUCCGCACGAGUCAUCGGCACCGACCUCUCGCCGAUCCAGCCGUCCUUCGUGCCGCCGAACGUGCAAUUCGAAGUCGACGACUGCUGCGACCCGUGGCUGUUCCCCCGCGACUACUUCGACUACGUGCACAUCCGCGGACUGACGGGCUGCGUGGCCGACUGGAGCGCGUUCUACAGAGAAGCAUACACGCAUAUCAAGCCGGGCGGGUGGAUCGAGCAGCUCGAGCAGUCGGUGGAGCCGAAGUCGGACGACGGCACGACCGAGGGGACGAUUUUCGAGCAGUGGGGGGAGGUGUCCUUGCAGGCCGGGGAUGCGUUUGGGAAGACGCUGCGGGUGGUGGACGAGGCGAAGGACGGGCUGAUCGAGGCGGGAUUCGUGGAUGUUGUGGAGAAAAGGUUCAAGAUUCCGGUUGGGCCGUGGGCGAAGAACCCGCAUUUGAAGAAGCUGGGGAAGUUGAAUCGGAUUUAUGGAGAGGAGGCGAUCGAGGGGUAUUCGGUGAUGCUAUUGACGAAGAUCCUGGGGUGGAAACGCGCGGAGGUCGAGGUUUAUCUGGCGAAGAUGCGUCAAGGGAUGCGGGACCCGAGUAUCCACGCGUAUCAGGAGAUGGUUGUGGUGUAUGGAAGACGACCAGAGAGGACAUCAAGCUGA
This is a messenger RNA of Aspergillus steynii IBT 23096, 960 nucleotides long. Its product is annotated as class I SAM-dependent methyltransferase. The coding region runs from base 1 to 960 and encodes 319 amino acids. The transcript has 8 exons. NCBI's taxonomy places the organism in Eukaryota, Fungi, Ascomycota, Eurotiomycetes, Eurotiales, Aspergillaceae. The record is from RefSeq and is a predicted model, not a curated record. Gene Ontology annotation, molecular function: methyltransferase activity.